UCCAAACCAAAGUGGGGUCUCACCCUCCCAAGUUUUUUUCCAUCUGUUUUAUGAUGUGCAUGUGUAUAACACUGUGUUUCUGUCAGACACUGACAGCUCUUCCUCACACUCAAACUCAAUCAUACGUUAAGCCGGGCAGCCCUGGCUUCAAUUAUCUCUCUCCCUAUUCCCAUUCCUAUCCCCAUUUGUCCUUUUGCUGAUCUGUAAUCGUCUUCCUAAAACCCCAGAGUGGCCAGUUUUGUUAUCUUCUUUACCCAAAAGGCAGAAACUACUCAACUCUUGCAGAGAUUUCCAAGUUUUGUUUUUGUUCCCAAUUUUGGUUGCUUAUGUGAUUCAUUUAUUGACCAAAUGCCUAUAUUUCCUUUAGGCCCUCUUUACUCAUUUCUCUCUUCUUCUGGGUCGGUGGUUCUUGCUCUCUGUUGCUUCACACAAUCAUUAAUGCUGUUUGUUGAAAGGAAAAACCUUUUAUUAUGUAGUAGUGGUUGAUGGUUUGGGUUUUAAUUUAAUCAGGAAUCUUCAUAUUUUUCCUGAAAAGGAUGGUCACCAUUAUUAUUGGCAAAAGCACACUUACACCUACCAAGCAUGAAUCUUGUGCAAUGCAUGUUCCCCUUGUUAUGUGUUUUGUGUGAUUAAACCCUUCUUUGGUAUCAAAUAUUAUUUGCUUCUAAAGCUUUGUUCCCAUUUUGCCAAUCUCGGCAACCCUGUCAAAGUCCACAGAUGCAAUCUGGGUACUCUGGAAAAAGGUAAAAGGAGGCUCUUUUACCACUUGGGUGCUCACAAAUCUGUGCUCCCAAUCAGGGUUUUGUGUAAAAAUUGAAUCUUGGAGGUUUUUCUCAUCUGGGUUUUGAGAAAAGUCUCAAUCUUGAGGCUUUUCUCAACUGGAUUUUGGAGUUUUUGGGUUUCUGUGUUAUGUGGUAUUGGAGUUGGAGGUGAGGGGUGUCCAGAUCAUAACAAAUGGCGAAUCUUGUCCCUGGUGUGCUGCUCAAGCUCUUGCAGCAUAUGAACACAGAUGUGAAAGUGGCUGGGGAGCACAGGUCGUCUCUGUUACAAGUUGUGAGCAUUGUUCCAGCUCUGGCAGGGGGUGAGCUUUUCCCAAACCAAGGCUUCUAUCUCAAGGUAUCAGAUUCCUCUCAUGCAACUUAUGUAUCUCUGCCUGAUGAGCAUGAUGAUUUAAUUCUCAGUGAUAAGAUUCAAUUGGGUCAGUUUAUUCAUGUGGACCGGCUUCAAGCCGCCACACCGGUCCCUAUACUUCAUGGUGUUAGGCCUGUUCCUGGGAGGCACCCUUGUGUGGGGAGCCCUGAGGACAUUGUUGCUACACAUUCUCUUGGUUUUCUUAACAAUGAUGCAAAGUCGGGUUCUAAAAAUGGAGAGAAAGUGAAAUCUGAGUCUAAAGUAUUAGGAAGUGGUUAUGGUGGAACAAGAUUAAAUGGUAAUAGUGCCAAGGAGGAGAAAUUAGAUAAGAAACCGGGAGCUUUUGAUAGAUCAAAGUCUCAGCUAUCCAAGCCAUCAAUGAAUAUAGAGGUGAAGAAGGAAUCCUUGACCAGAUUGAGGUCCUUGAAUUCAAGGUCUAUUCCAUCAUCUCCAACAGGUUGUUAUUCAUUGCCAACGUCUUUUGAGAAAUUUUCGAACAGUGUCAAGAGCCAGGGAAAAGUAAAGGCAACAGCUAAGGCCGGAGGUAUAGAAAAGACUAGUUCUGUUCGUGGGGUGAGUCCAGAUGGGAGAAAGUCAUUUUCGGGAAACCCAAUGAGGAAUUUGGUUCAGGGAUUUGAUAUGGGGGCCAAGGCUCUGAGGAAGAGCUGGGAAGGAAAUAUGGAGGUGAGGAGUAGAGAGAGUUCAAAAUCAAAGGAUACCAGACGUGAUUCAAAGUUAGAAGUUCGCAUACCUGGUCCUAGGAAAAGUAUAUCAAAUGAGAGGUUGCCGUCUAAAGAGGAACCAAAGAUGCAGAUAUCUACAAAGUCAUUGAAGGAGGAGAAUAAGGUUCAACAGUCUACAAAGAAAGUUGCAGCAAAUGGAACGUUGGGCGAUCAAGACAGGUCAAUUAAACCAAGAAUAGCAGCUGGAAAGAAAUCAUCGGAUGCAUCUAACAAUGGAUUUCCUGGAAACUUGGUCAAGGUUCCUUUAAAUAACAGAAAACUAACAGAUGGUGGUUUUCCAUGGGCUUCACUUCCAUCAUCAGUUGCAAAGCUUGCAAAGGAAGUUUUGAGGCACAGGGAUUCAGCACAAAUGGCAACAAUAGAGGCAAUGCAGGAAGCUUCUACUGCAGAGAGCUUACUACGAUGUUUGAGCAUAUAUUCUGAGCUAAUUACCUCUGCCAAGGAAGAUAAUCCACAGCCUGUGGUAGAGCAGUUUUUAGCCCUCCAUGCUAGCUUGAAUAAUGCUCGUCUAGUAGCUGAUUCUCUAUCCAAAGUUACACCAGCCGGUUCAUCCCCAGAUCGUGAAGGGACCCCAUCAGAAGAAGUGCUAAAGGUUACAUCUGAGAGGUGGAAACAGGCAGCAUAUUGGGUACAAGCUGCAUUAGCGACUAAUUUGUCUUCCUUUGCUGUCUUUAGUAAAGAGACCAAUUCAACCUCUGUUCCGGGUUCAGCUUCCUCUCAAAACCAAAAGAAUGUCUCUGCAAAUCAACCCAUCUUAGUUCUAGACAACUCUACCAAGAAUGGGACGACAAAAUCCCAGGGAAAAAUUCGCCAGACAGUAGGCUCCAAGGUUGGUGCAACACCAGGGACUCCUCGACGAGUCGGGGAUGGAUCAGCCCUCAGUCAAAAACCACAAGCACAACCUCUACCUGAAUGGAUUAAAGGAAAUGGGCUAUAUGAGACUGUCGACUUGGCCGAAAUGUUGCGACUGCACUCACAAGAUUGGUUCUUGAAAUUUGUGGAGAGGUUCCUCGAUGCUGAUGUGGACACUUCAGCUUUGUCGGAUAAUGGUCAAAUAUCAGGAAUGUUAACUCAGCUCAAGAGUGUGAAUGAUUGGUUGGAUAGUAUUGGUUCUAACACAGAUGCAGAAGAAGCAACUGCUGUUUCUGAAGAGACCAUUGACAGGCUACGGAAAAAGAUCUACGACUAUCUUCUUACACAUGUCGAAUCUGCUGCCGCCGCUCUUGGUGGAGGACCACAGUCAUCACCACGGCUUCCAACAACAGAAACAAAAGUUAGAAAAUGAAUCAAUUUAUAUACUGCACUGUAGUUUGGUACUGCUGAGUUUUAGUGUCCUGCAUUUGGCUUCAUGCAUUACCUAUCCUCGAAGCCGAGCCCUUAAACCACCAAGUGGUCCGAGGAGCUCGGUUCGACUGUGUACAUAUAUAUCUCACAUGGGUCCGAGGAGAGGGGUAUAGAUGGCAAAUGGUGGCUAGUUAGAAGAGAGAAUUUGAGUUGAAAGUGCAACAUAUGUUUUUUUUCUUCUUGUUCCUUUGAUCCUUUAUACAGCUUGUUUCAUGAGAGGGGUGACAGGAAAUCAAAAUAGUUUUGGGGAGUUGGAGGUUUGAAAUUUCUUCGUAUAUUGUGGCUUGAUUAUAUGCCUUGUUGAACCUCAUAGAGGGUGGAGACUUG
Molecule: messenger RNA, 3545 nt
Organism: Argentina anserina (silverweed cinquefoil)
Lineage: Eukaryota; Viridiplantae; Streptophyta; Magnoliopsida; Rosales; Rosaceae
Exons: 4
Coding region: 955-3159 (734 amino acids)
Source: RefSeq, a predicted model, not a curated record